Messenger RNA from Hermetia illucens (black soldier fly), 1468 nucleotides. RefSeq names its product sideroflexin-2 (gene Sfxn2). The coding region runs from base 382 to 1362 and encodes 326 amino acids. Gene Ontology annotation, cellular component: mitochondrial inner membrane. Gene Ontology annotation, biological process: serine import into mitochondrion; monoatomic ion transport. Lineage: Eukaryota; Metazoa; Arthropoda; Insecta; Diptera; Stratiomyidae. The transcript is spliced from 6 exons. Gene Ontology annotation, molecular function: monoatomic ion transmembrane transporter activity. The record is from RefSeq and is a predicted model, not a curated record.
UAAUCGCCGCAUCUGUCAGACACCUUUGUUUACUCCGCGCUGGCUGUGGGUCUGUGUCAAUUCUCCGCUUCCCAGUUUUUGCUAAUCUUUUUGGCAAUUUGCCCUGAAACGUGUACCCGCGUACGGAAUUGCAAGCGAGCGACAUUGCAAAUAUUUUUGGAAUGGUUUAAAGUAAUGAGUGGAUUCAGUAUUUCGGAGAAAAUCGUGCGUUAGUGCAGUGGGUUCAGUCGUUUCGGCUUUUUUUCUGUUACACAAUCUGCGGGGGAGGUUCGCGUAUCCCUGCCAAGGUGAAUCAAGCCUCUCCGUGAAUUGUUUCGUCCUUCGUAUUAAUUAGGGUCAAAUUCAACUUCAAUUGGGUUGCCGAGUGUCGAGCGAUAAAAAAUGGGAGACGCAAAGAAUUUGGACGUUGACAAGCCGCUAUGGGAUAUGAACACCUUUCUGGGCCGCUUCAAGUACUACUUUUGGAUGACCGACCCUCGGACUGUUUUCACUUCGGAGAAGGACCUGCUAAAGGCCAAGCAGCUGGUGCUGGGGGUUCGGGCAAAUACUAUCACGGGACCCGUUUCUCAGCAAGAACUGCUUCACGCUAGGAAACUGUAUGAGUCCGCAUUCCACCCCGACUCCGGUGAACUGCAAAAUGUUUUUGGCAGAAUGAGCUUCCAGGUACCUGGUGGAAUGAUAAUCACUGGAGCUAUGCUCCAGUUCUAUCGAACCAUACCAGCCGUUGUGUUUUGGCAAUGGGUCAAUCAAUCUUUCAAUGCAUUGGUCAAUUAUACGAAUCGUAAUGCAAACUCGCCAACAAGUGUUAAGCAAAUGGGAAUUGCAUAUGUCUCAGCAACUUCAUCUGCUCUCAUUACUGCCAUUGGCUGCAAGAAUUUCUGGCAAAAAAGGGCGUCGCAAAUAAUGCAGCGAUAUGUACCUUUUGCUGCCGUGGCAGCUGCCAAUUGUGUCAAUAUACCGUUGAUGCGACAAAAUGAAAUUAUUAAUGGCAUUGAAGUUCAGGACGAAAACGGGAGAGUAGUGGGAAGAAGUCGACUGGCUGCCAUAAAGGGUAUUUCUCAGGUUAUAACAUCCAGAAUUGCAAUGUGUGCGCCGGGAAUGCUUACUAUGCCAAUUAUAAUGGAAAAGCUAGAAAAAAUUCCAGCAUUCAAGCGUGCAACAGCAACCCAUGCACCAUUCCAAACAGUAAUGGUCGGUGGUUUCCUAUUUUUCAUGGUUCCGGUAGCAUGUGCGCUGUUUCCCCAAAACUGUUCAAUGGAUACAAGCACCAUUAAAGCCUGGGAACCGGAACUAUACGAAGAAAUGUUACGAAAAACAGAAGGGAAGGUUCCUGAGAAAGUCUACUUCAAUAAAGGACUAUAAACUUGAUUAUAAUUUUCCAAAGAUGCAUUUGCUGUUUUUUCCGAAAAAACAAUAUGCAGUGAUUUCGAAUAGUUUGGGUUAUAGUGAUACAGAUGUCUGCAUUCUA